Molecule: messenger RNA, 2026 nt
Organism: Polypterus senegalus (gray bichir)
Lineage: Eukaryota; Metazoa; Chordata; Cladistia; Polypteriformes; Polypteridae
Product: tripartite motif-containing protein 3-like
Exons: 2
Coding region: 210-1376 (388 amino acids)
Biological process (GO): proteasome-mediated ubiquitin-dependent protein catabolic process; negative regulation of translation; protein polyubiquitination
Molecular function (GO): ubiquitin protein ligase activity; translation repressor activity; protein binding
Source: RefSeq, a predicted model, not a curated record
GGAGGGGCACCCUCACAGCCUGUGUGUUUCACCCAGAGCCGUCCUCACAAACGCCCGCUUCCUGGGGGCAGAAAGGCCAGCGUGCACACUUGAGGCCGGCCGGCUUGUGUUUACUAAGUGGGGGUAGCUGCCCGCCCGUCUCUGUUUACCCAGUCAGUCAGUGUCAUGCCCGAGCUUGCAGAGCGGCACAGGUCAAAGGUCACAACUGAAUGUCUCAUGGCUCCGAGGAAACAGAAAUCCGCCUGGAAACUCAGCGGCCAAUGCCAGCCUGGCCACAUACAGCGACCGACGGCCAGCCAGGGCUGCCCAAGAUGGACUACACCCUGGAGGUGACCCAGCAGAAGGAGCUCCUCCUGAGGACCGUCCGAAAGCUGCAAUCGAAGUCCGAGGGGACCCUUCAACGCGUCGCCCCCUUGCUGAGCUUCCAGCGUGGCAUGGGCAUGGUGACCAAGAGCAGCGUCCACCAGCUGCGUGAGAGCACCUCCAAGCUGUGUCACGAACUGGACGACCUGGAGAACCAGCUGCGCUUCUGCCAGAACCACGCGGUGGCCCGACUGGACGGGGGCGUCUCGGCCCCUCUGGGGCUCCACGUGUCCGCCGACGGGACGCUCUACUUGGCCAGCAGCGAGGUCCCCAAGGUGGCCGUCCUGACCCGGGCGGGGCGCCCUCUGCAGGCACUACCUUGCGUGACAGACGGGGGGCGCCAGCGCUUCCUGCCGGAGGACGUCACCCUGACGAGAGCCGGGAUGGUGGCGGUGACCGAUCUGGCCGGGGGCGACGUGAAGAUCUUUAAUCCGCACUCCAGGUUCGGCCGAGGGGAGUGGCUGAGCCUGGGCGAGUUCCGGUCACCGAGGGGCGUGGCCGUGGACACCGUGGGCAGGCUACUGGUGGCGGACUACGAGCCGGGCAAGGUCCACGUCUUCGAUGUCGACCACUGUUUCAGGCUGCUGAACGUCCGGAGCAUUAAGGGCCUGCGUGGACCCCGCUAUGUGUGCCCGGGGCCCGGCGGGGGGACGGUGGUCAGCGAGGAGUGUGGAGACGUGAAGCUCUACGGCGCCGGGCACAAGCUGCUCUGCUCGUUUAGUGCCACAUACGGCCAUCGGUUCGGGAGCCCAGCCGGGGUGUGCAGUGACGUCGAGGGGAACGUCCUGGUGGCGGACGAGCAGAAGCGGUGCGUCGUCCUGUUCCCUCCAAACGGCUCGCCGGUGCCCCUGGUCACCGAGGGGCUUUGCACGCCGGCUGGGCUGGCAUGCUGCAGCCGUGGCCAGCUGUACGUGGGGGACACGGGGGACAACAGCGUCAAGGUCUUCCGGUACCGAAAUGCGGCUCAUCACGGCAAGGGGACGGGCCGACUCGCCGCAGAUAACGAUGGCUGAGUUAGGGACCCUGAUGAUUCUGGGCGGAGAAGACCGUUGGGGGGCUCAUCUUGGAAUGUUCAACAAAAUUAAAAAGAAAAAAUCUUCUCAGACGUGGGCUCCUUCAUUUGUGCCAGGGCUGCAUGAGGAUGGCUGGAUGGUCUUCACCUUACAUGUGUGGCAGUAGCCAUCUGCAUAACUGGCAUCGUGGGCAGCACAGGGUGGUCCCGGGGAGAGCCUGCUACUGUCCAGACUGCAAUAGAAACAAAGCAGCUUUUAGAGUGGACUUAGGGGUCUCAUUUAGAACCGUGACGAGGACCCCCAAAACACAAAGGAUCCACAGAGCCACUCGAAUCCUGCGCCGGGUGAUCUCAGGUCUCUUGGCCACAGGGUACCCAGGGACACAUCCUCACCAGGGUGGCAAAGCAGCUGACAUGUGUCACCUCUGGGCACUCAUUGCUCAGGGACUUGAAAGGCGCCACACGGGGACUUCAGCAGAAAAUGGCGGCAGGGCUCCCUCUGCUGGAGGAAUUCAGGAACAACGACCACUCAAGCCUGACGACGGUGCAGAGAGCAAGCUGACAGAGGUGGGCUCUGGGUGACGCUGUGGGGGCUUCACAAGGUUCAAACACACUGUUGAGGUGAGAACAUGGACUUGAAGGGGAAAGGCG